Saccostrea echinata is the source of this 3123-nucleotide messenger RNA. RefSeq lists its product as uncharacterized. NCBI's taxonomy places the organism in Eukaryota, Metazoa, Mollusca, Bivalvia, Ostreida, Ostreidae. The transcript has 20 exons. The record is from RefSeq and is a predicted model, not a curated record. Bases 1 to 3117 code for a protein of 1038 amino acids.
AUGAGAGGAUUUCUCUCUCUUACUGUGGUUGUCUUUGUAUUCCUUUUUCGAUAUUUCUGUGUUUUGGCCUUUCCUCCUCAGAGUAUUCCAGGAGAACAUCAAUCAAAGUCGCAUCUUACAUUAAAUAUAUAUGGGAUAUACCUUUCGACGCAUAAAUUUUUAUUGAAACACAAUCUUGUCAACAGUACAGGGCGAACACCGAGCGAAGCGUUAAACGAGUUUUUUGGAAAAGACAGAGACUCACAGACUCACUUUCUUGAGAAUGUUUAUGCGAUUACCAAUUAUCAAAACGAGGUUCAAAGAGAGUUGGCCGAUAAAGCAUAUUACCAUGUAAAUGGGGAACAGAUAGUAUUGGCACAUAAUCACGUGCGAUCUUUAAGAAAAUCUUUGAUUGACCUUUCAAAAUCAGCAUCUACAGCAGACAUAGAAAUAUUGAGGGAACGAACAGGGCAUUGUCUUUAUACUAUCCAGCAGUUCUACAGUAAUACUAACUGGGUAGAGCUAAAUGAUGACACUAUUCUAAAGGAGUUUGGUAUUAAAGAAUUACUUCCCGAGGCUGUAAAUGAUCUGUCAGAAGAUACUUGUUACGACUGUCCUACAGACUUGGAAAGCAUUCAAAAUGGAAUGUGCAUGAACAAUACCAUAACAACUAAAUUAACGAGUGGAUACAAAGCUGGGCAAGAUGUAGCCAAACCGCUUAAGACUGAACAGAAGACAGGAAAAUGUAGCCAUGGUUCCCAGGACGACACAACCCGACUUAGAACAGCCACUGGUGGUAUUUAUAAAGGGAGAUCGUCUGCUGCACAUGCCCCUCACUACCACCUACACGAACAAGCUUUUGAGGCCGCCAAACAAGCCUCAGUUUAUUUUCUAUCAGAUGAAGAUGACGGCCUUUUUAACAAGCUCGGGAUUCACCUAUCUACAGAGAUAUUCCAAAUCAAAUCAAAUACUGGAAAUAAAGAAAUAAAAGAUUAUUCAAUCGCAUUUAUCGUCGACGUUACUGGAUCAAUGUCAGACAAUAUAAACGGAGUAAAACAAGGGACAACGUCAUUCGUGAACGCUAUAAAGGCAUCUGAAAAUGUGCCAGAGAAAUAUAUUCUCGUAACAUUUAGUGAUCCAGUUGAUUUUGAAACAAGCCGAGUAACAGCCGAUGCAGACGAAAUGAUUGAUUGGUUAGGCAGUCUCUCUGCUAGCGGUGGUGCGGACUGUCCAGAAUACAGUCUGUCUGGUUUAAUAACAGGGGCAACUCUGUCUAACCACAACUCACCUGUUUACAUUUAUACGGAUGCUCCUGCUAAAGACCCUGAAAAGGAAGCGGAGGCUAUAAGAAUUCUACUAGAAAAGAAUAUUACAGCAAAAUUUCGUCUGACUAAUGAAUGUGGACGUCGACGAAAACGCGCAAUAGAACGAUAUAAGCGUCAGUCUUCUGUGUAUGAUCGUAUUGCACAAACCACAGGUGGCGAUGUCCAAAGGUUUUCGUCGUCGUCCGAGUUAGCUUCAAAAGUUGAAGAAGAUUUACUGAAUGAUUUGAAUAUCAUACAAAGUAACUCCUCUCAAACCUUGGACACGGAUAAUUUACCAUCAUCUACAUCUGUAAUUAAAUGGGGGACUAUCGACCAAGAUGACACUAAUAAUUUAACAAUAGAGGUAGAUGAUUCAGUAGAUUCUCUGCAUAUUGAAAUAAAUGGAACAACAAAUUCAAGUGACAUUCAACUGAGAAACCCAAAUGGUACAUUGAUUUUACUUGAAUCUGUAAAUGGGUAUGUACAACAAACUGGGAUACAGAUAUCAAUUCAGACCCCGGAAAAAGGAGAAUGGACUUUAAAGAAAGUUAAUAAUAAUAAUCAGUGGAAUGUGACUAUCACAGCUAAUAGUUCAUUUGAUAUUACAUCAACUUUACUUGAGAUGUCAACGGAAGGCAUCCCUUACCCAGUGAAGGGAAACCCGCUAUCGGGCAAAGAAUAUUUAGUUGUUACAUCAUUGCAAAACCUCCCUACAAACUAUACCGUGUCAUUCCUUACGCUAGUGGACGAAACAGGGCAGACUAUCAGUAAAAUGAAUGCCAGUCUUCUCAGCGCUUCUCCAAGCCUCCAGUAUUAUGCUAAAACAACGAUUACCAAGCAGAUAUCAGGAAUUCAGUUUCAUGGUGCAGAUUUUACUGGUCGUCCUUUUUUACGCUCCGUUAGACAUGCCAUCACCCCUGUAGAUGUAUCCCUCAGAAUGCGCCCUUUUGUUGGAGAUCUGUCGCUUUCAAAAUUGGAACAAAUUCAAUACACAAUUACCAACCAUGGAACAGCCAACAAAAUUGUUGUUGUGACAGUGUCUGAUGACAGGAGUUAUAUUGUUGGGAAUAGAUCCCUAACGUUAGUCAUUCAACCAGGAGAAACAACAGAGGAAUCCUUCAGUAUCAGAGGAACAACCCCUUUGACUAUUGUUACUGUGAAAAUAUCUGUGGAGGAAAAGGAAACAUUAGUAGAACUCCAGACUGUUACCAAGAAACUGACGGUAUCAUCUGCCAUACGUCCAUCGUGUAAAGUGACUUUAGAUGAGGAUACGUGUCGAAGUCAAAUUAUUAAUAGCAGUAGUUGUGGCGAUGUUGUGUGGCAAGGGGGAGCUGAAUUUAAUUUUUCUGGAACGCUUCUAAGGUCUCUGUAUGUGUCCAGUUCUUCUGUUAAUUUGACACAUAGUUCCUUACUAGUUUCAUCUGGCCUGGUGGACGCUUCACUAAGAGGUGACUGUUGUUCCUCGUCGGUUGUCCUCAGUGCUAUUGAUGCUGAAGGCUUCGUCUCUCAAUGUAGAUUUAUCUUGUAUUCAGAGGCCCCAUCUGACAACAUUGUAAUGGAUUCCAUAAAUCCCAUGAUGCAGGAGAGUUCUUUGCCGAGUUCUCGAGAUUUGACCAUCAUUGGUGGAGCAGUGGGCGGCGCAAUAGCUGGAAUAAUUAUUGUCUCUAUGGCUGUAUUCCUGAAACUUCAUAUAUCAAAUUCAAAGAUAUAUAAGGUCAAUGACAUAAGUCAUAAAUUUGUUGAUCGAUCUGAAAAAAUAAAAAAUACGCACUUUAAAAACACAGAAAAGCUGUCACAACCAAGCGCUGCUAGAGAUUUAGAUAUUAAUUUCUGAACUGUU